CCCCUUGCAGGAGAAGAGAAGGACGACAGGGGAUUGUUGUCUUGAAUCGUGGAAUGGUGUAUAAGUUUCUCGUCUCCAUCCUGGUUGACUGACUUUCUGUGGUGUAACCUGCAUUUUUGAGGCCAUCGCGAGAAGAGUAGCAAGACUCGAAGGACACCAAGCAAACCCAAAGCUCAUUGCAAUUCUUUCCCCCUUCCCCUCUCGACUUACAGCAAGGGACAUGGCCACCAAUGCUCUCUUCUCCCUCGAAGGGCACACUGCCCUCAUCACAGGCGCCACACGCGGCAUAGGCCAGGCCGUUGCCGUCGCCCUCGCUGAAGCUGGUGCAGACAUUAUUCUGAUCCAGCGCGACACGUCGAACCAGGCCACCCGCCAGGCCAUCGAAGCUCUCGGGCGCAAAGCACACAUUUACACAGCCGACCUGGCCUCUCCAAGCGACGUAGCCGGCCUCGUCCCCCGCGUGGUCGCUGACGGCCACCAGAUCCGCAUCCUCAUCAACUGCGCCGGCAUCCAGCGCCGGUUCCCCUCGGAGAAGUUCCCCGACGAGGAGUUCGCCGAGGUGUUGCAGGUGAACCUGAACACGCCUUUUGCCCUGUGCCGCGAUGUUGCCGCGCACAUGUUGUCGACGCUGUCGCCCCACGACGUCACGGGCCGCGUUGGAUCCAUCAUCAACUUUGGCUCGCUGUUGUCGUUCCAGGGCGGCAUCACUGUCCCCGCCUACGCUGCCAGCAAGGGCGGUGUGGCGCAGAUGACCAAGACCUUUGCCAACGAGUGGACCGCCCGCGGGAUCACGGUGAACUGUAUCGCGCCGGGGUACAUUGCCACGGACAUGAACGAGGCGCUGCUCAACGACCCGGCGAGGCUGAAGAGUAUUUCGGAGCGGAUCCCUGCAGGGAGAUGGGGCACGCCUGAUGAUUUCAAGGGGCCUGCGGUGUUUCUUUCGAGCAAGGCCGGAGCAUAUAUGAGCGGCCAUACACUGACUGUGGAUGGUGGGUGGAUGGGGAGGUGAGAAAGAGAGAGAGAGAGAGUGUGUGUGUGUGUGUGUUGGUUAGAUGAGAGGAGAAUUGAGAUGAGAAAAACUUUGGCAAGGUGAUGACGAGUCUCAAGUUUUACAUUUACAAAGCUGAUACAGGCUGCAUAGAAUACUACACUAUAUACUCCGAGUGUUGGGGGAAAAAAAAAAAAAGC
Messenger RNA from Cryphonectria parasitica EP155, 1188 nucleotides. Its product is annotated as NAD(P)-binding protein. Gene Ontology annotation, molecular function: oxidoreductase activity, acting on the CH-OH group of donors, NAD or NADP as acceptor. NCBI's taxonomy places the organism in Eukaryota, Fungi, Ascomycota, Sordariomycetes, Diaporthales, Cryphonectriaceae. The coding region runs from base 221 to 1009 and encodes 262 amino acids. The record is from RefSeq and is a predicted model, not a curated record. The transcript has 2 exons.